Messenger RNA from Cucumis melo (muskmelon), 840 nucleotides. RefSeq names its product protein TIFY 5A-like. The record is from RefSeq and is a predicted model, not a curated record. NCBI's taxonomy places the organism in Eukaryota, Viridiplantae, Streptophyta, Magnoliopsida, Cucurbitales, Cucurbitaceae. Gene Ontology annotation, cellular component: nucleus. The transcript has 2 exons. Gene Ontology annotation, biological process: response to wounding; regulation of defense response; regulation of jasmonic acid mediated signaling pathway. The coding region runs from base 200 to 649 and encodes 149 amino acids.
UUUUUUUUUCUUUUUUUUCUUUUUUUCCUUCUACACGCAUACAUAUAAAUAACCAUUCAUUCUUCGCCGGAUUCUUCCAUUUCCAUCCGCAAUAUCCAAUUACUCUCCUGCCAAAUCUCUUUCUUCUUUCUCUUUUUGUUUUCUUUUUCUUCUUUUUUCAUCUGGGUCUCUCGAUCUUCUUCAAAUUUGCUCUGUUUUAAUGGCGGUUCUCCCCAUUUCCAUGGACCAAAAUUGCAACUUGGAACUUCGUCUUUCUCCUUCUUCUUCUACGUUUCUCUCUGAUCGUGAUUCCGGCGACCACCCUCACCACAGCCACCCUCGUCUCCACCAGUUCUUGGAUGAUGAAUGUAACAAAAAUUCUCAGCAGCAGAUGACCAUUUUCUAUAAUGGUAGAGUUUGUGUUGCGGAUUUUACAGAGGAUCAGGCUAAAGCUAUAAUAAUGCUUGCAUCAAGACACGUCGAGGAGAGAUCGACAAUUCCUCAACAGAAAUUGAAACCUCGAUCUACGUCGCCGGAGCAGUGUCAUCGCGAAGCUGUUUCUGGUUCUGGUUCCGGUUCCGGUUCUGGGCUCUCUAUGAAGCGAUCUUUGCAGAGGUUUUUACAGAAAAGGAAGAACAGGAUUCAAUCUGCUUCACCUUACAAUUAUUAACCAUCCACUGAUCCACUUUCUUCUUUUUCUUUUUCCUUUUAUUAUUUUUCUGAGAUCUGAUUGAUAUAUGUAGCAACAUUUAGACUUUUGCUUUGUAAAGAACUUACUUUUCUGCAGCUUCUUCAAUGAAAAUUUUGAAAGAUCAAAAAGAGAAAAAGGAAAAAAAAAAAAAAAAAAAAACUCUUUUUUUU